UUUGCUAUCGAUACUACUAGCGCCAAGCGAUUACAGACUUUCGAAAUAAACAAUUUUUUUUGCGACAAAAUUUUCGAGUGCCGUGUAUUGUGUUGGCAACAGAAUGUCUACGCUUAGGAAUCCCACAGUGGCCACCAUCGGCAAUGGCAACAGCAGCAGCAGCAGUAGCACCAUCGGCAACAGCAACAACAACAACGAGUCGCCGCAGCAGCACUCGUCGCUGGCCCACCAGGAUGCAGGAGUGGCAGAGGCGAUUGGAUAUAUGAGAGAAUUCAGCAGCCAGGCAGCAACCUACCAUCAGCUAAAGACCGAAGAGUCGCUGGUGUAUCUGCACCGCAGCAUAGCGCUGCUGGGCACAAAGGUGCAUCCGCAUUACUAUGCACCGACGCCCGGGAAUCUGGAGCUGGCGCGCUUCUUUAUGGAUCUGCAUGCGCUGAUGAGUGCGCUGGACGGGGAGUGUGAGGUGCUGUGGGCAUGCGUGGCACUGGUGCAGCACUGCAGCCGGAAUCUAGAGGCGCGUGUGGCCAUUGUCGAGAAGUUCUGCUUUGUGCCGCUGCUGAGUUUUCUGCUGAAGAAGACUGAGCGCGAGGAGCGCGUGUAUCGCUUGCUGGUGCUGCUGCAGGACCUCACCUACGGCAUUCACAUCGCCUGGGAGGAGCCGUAUCUGCCAGUGGUGCUCGAGCAUCUGGUGGACAUUGUCCACAAUGUGGAGGGCGACGGUGACGGCGCGCAGCCGUCUGCGCAUGCCCUGCUGGCCCUCUCCAUACUGGUGAAUCUCUGCUACAAGAACUUUGUGGUGCUGUUGCUCUUCCUGCGCAGCGUGCACAUAUCCAGCUUCUGUAGGCGCAUCAUGAAGUACGGCCUGCUCGCCUACAAAAUGCUCAUCAUCCUCUCCGAGGAUGUGCACGCCUUUGAGCAGCGCGAACUGCACACCUUCCUGCGGACAUGCUUUGCGGGCAUCGAGGACUGCCUCAAGAACUGGAACGUCGCCCAGCUGCGCCACAUUGUGGACUAUCUGCUGGACUCCCAGAGUCAUGCGGGCCUCCACCAGGCCAUGCUCUCCCACAGCCACUACUGCGAGGAUGUCGAAAAGCUUUUGGAUCAAAUCGACUCACGCAGUACCAUGGACGACUUGCACGAGGAUACACGAAAGCAUCAACAGAUCUGCCUGGAUCUGAUAUUCCGCCUCAUCAGCUACAUUCUGGAUCUAUCCGAUGAGCAGAGCAGUGUUAUCAGCCUGGACGCCAUUACGCCGCGUCUGUACGAGAUGCUCGGCGAGUGGCUGGUCUCCGAUCUGUGCGGUGUGGCGGCCAUUGAGCUGCUCUCCACGCUGCUGCGUCGUGGCAAGGGUGUUGCCGUAGCGCAGCAGAUUGCACGCGAGCCCGCCAAUCUCGUCAGCCUGGUGGCCAGUGCCGAGCGGCCCGAGACGACGCCCGCCCAUGUCGUGGCCAUUCUACGCCUGCUGCUGGAUCUACUGUGCGAGCCCAAGACGGAGAAGUUGGUGCUAUCGAAAGUUCCCGAGUCGUACUUUGAUAAGAUUUUGGCCUCUCCGCUAGCCCUGACGCCACAGUUCCUGAGCGGCCAGUCGCUGGCACAGGCUGAGGUGGCAAAGGCCAUCUUCUGCCUGCUGCUGCUCAUCAAUUUUGCCAGCAUUGCCAAGAAGGCGUACCUCGAGAAGUGUUGCUCUCUUCUGGAGCAGCCCCAGCUGCAGUACACCCUGGCCCGGGGCAUGGCCAGUGGCAACGAGCAGGUUGUGGAGGCCGUUCUACAGAUUGCCCGAUUCGAGCACUUCCCCAAGUCGGCCGUGGCCAAGCACUUGGCAAGCAUCAACAGUGUACGACUGAAUUGCUCGUCGGCUGCUGCUGAAGCAGCACCGCAGCAGCAGCAGCAGUGGUACACACUCAGCUCAAUCCUCAAGUGCCAUCGCACGUUCAUUAACAAGGAACUGUCGCAGCGCGUCGGGUCACUGGUCGACAACAUAAGCGGCAUUGUGAGGCGCAACGAGCUGCAGUCGGUGCCCGUGUCGCAGGUGAUCGAAUUGUACAACCAUCGCAUCGACAGCCUCAAGAGCGGCAUGCUGAGCCUCCAGCAGCGGCUGGAACAGGCCAACAAUCAAUUGAUUGGCAGCACCCAGCUGUCCAAUGUCCAGAAUGCCGAAUUGGAACAGUUUCAGACCAAGAACUAUGAGCUGCUCAUCAGCCAGGAAAGGCUGCAAAUACAGUCGAAGGAUCUCAAACAGCAGACAGACAAGCUGAAGAGCAACAUGAGCAACUUGCUGAAGCAGCUAUCCGAGAACGAGGAUCACUUGAAGGCCAGCGAGCGCCGCCUGGCCGUCAAGAGAUCGGAAGUGGCCGGCCUCCGAACGGAUUGCGAAGAGCUGAAAGCAAAACUGAGCUUAAAGUGCGAAGAGCUCACCAAACUGGAGACCUUCAGCAAGGAUAGCGUAACACGCAUCGAUAAGCUAAAGAAGUCUGUGCUGGCGUAUGAGCAGAACAUCAAGGAGAAGAUGCGCAGCAUUGAGGAGCGCGAUCGUGAGCUGGCCAAAACGCACAAGAGCCUCGAGGAGCAGCGCGAGGGUCGCAAAAAGUCGGAAGAUCUUGUGUCCGUGCUGGAGACACAGCUGCAGGAGAAGAAGGAGCAGAUCGAGCACCUGGAGACGGAGCUGAAGGAAACGGAGGAUAUGCGCAAGACCAUCAUGAGUCUGAUGGAAAGCAAAAAGCCCAAACGAAAGAAUUGAACACAGUCCCAGUCCCAGUCCCAUUUCCAUUCCCAUCGAUUUUGGACAUCUUAGCUUAGUGUUGCCCCUAAGUAAGCAAAUUAAAUGUACACUCCCUUCUGAUUUUUUUUUGUCUCAUUAUUUUAUAUUAUUUAUGUACACAUUUAAUUGCAUUUCAC
Messenger RNA from Drosophila guanche, 2895 nucleotides. RefSeq lists its product as uncharacterized. The coding region runs from base 104 to 2737 and encodes 877 amino acids. The record is from RefSeq and is a predicted model, not a curated record. NCBI's taxonomy places the organism in Eukaryota, Metazoa, Arthropoda, Insecta, Diptera, Drosophilidae. The transcript is spliced from 5 exons.